UAUAAUUAUAAAUUAAAUAAAACAAACAAUCUUAAAAUGCAAGGAUUAUUACAACCAUCUCAAUAAACUCUUCUUGUACGUUCACCAACUGAAGGAUCUCUUAAAAGUUAUUCCAGACAUGAAAGUAAAGCAAAGAAAAGAAUACUUUAUAAAAAUAAAAAAGGUGACAUUGUUGACCCUUCUGAAAAAUCACAAAGAUUAACUCAAUAUUCAUAAUAAACACAAUCUUAUAAGUCUCGAAACAAUACACCAACUUUAUCUGAAACCACCAAAACUUAAACUACUGGAGUUUUUGAUCUACUACCUAUUGAUGAUCCAAUUUGGUUAGAAUUGAUUCCUAUUGAUAUCUAAUAAGAUCAAAACUUUAAUCUUGAAAAAUUAAUCAAUGAAAAUCAAGAGUACUUUGUUAACUUAAUUGGAUUGUACAUGUAAGAAAGAUAAUUUAAUCGAAUACAAGAAUUGAAACUUUCAUUACCUAACAAAAAACAAUCUACUUAUGAUUCGGUUUUCAAAAAACUUCAACCUUUAGAUUAAUCUAAUUUUAAUAUCAAAAUGUAUGAUUAAGUCCCAUAACCUUAAUCACUUUAAUUAUAAACACAAUAUGAAGUAAUUUAUUCAUUCAUAUUUCAAGACAUCUUAUCGUACUCCUAAACCAUAAUUUUAAGAUAAUUUCAAACCUUCUUUUUAUAAAGAUCCAUCUGAAAUGCUAACACUUACAAGUUAUAAAUAAGAUUAUAUGAAUUGGAAACCAUCUCUUACUGAAAGAGUUGGACCUUAAAGAGGAAAUAGUACAGGUGCACUACCCUUUCUUGGUAAAACAUCCUAUCAAGAUAACUUUAAAAUUACUCAUUGUGAACCUACAGAAUCUGCCAAAAAAAAAUCUCUGUAAACUUUUAUAUCUCAUUUUAUCUUUAGAGGACCCUUUGCAUCCAGUAAUUCCAUGAUCUUCAAAGAAGCUUUAUCGAAAAUUCAUUAUCCUGCAUACUCUUUUGAAGAUCUACCUUUAAGAAAAUAAAAUAGUAACCACAUCUAAAGCAAUGGAUCUUAUGAUGGUUAAUUUAAAACUACAUUUAAAAAGUUUCAAAACAUUCUUUUAUAUUAGCUCCUUCGCACACAAAGUACCUGAGCCAAUUAUUCAAGAUAGAUAUUGGAAAUAAAAACUUAUACAAAAAAUUUUAGAAAAGAAAUAAAUUUGA
Molecule: messenger RNA, 1196 nt
Organism: Paramecium sonneborni
Lineage: Eukaryota; Ciliophora; Oligohymenophorea; Peniculida; Parameciidae
Source: the annotation of a GenBank genome assembly